AAAUUCAUAUCAUUUAUUCGUUGAAAAUUUUUGGAACCAUGAAGUUCGUACUGUCUGUGUUUUUGGUGGCCCUAGUGGCCGGCAUUGUGGUUGCCGAUGAUAGCAAAGGUCCCAAAGUGACCGAAAAGGUUUUCUUUGACAUCACCAUUGGUGGGGAGCCCGCUGGUCGCAUUGAGAUCGGCUUGUUCGGCAAAACUGUGGAGAAGACCGUGAAGAACUUCAAGGAGCUGGCGGAGAAGCCACAGGGCGAGGGUUACAAGGGAAGCAAGUUCCACCGCAUCAUCAAGGACUUUAUGAUCCAGGGCGGCGACUUCACCAAGGGUGACGGCACCGGCGGACGCUCCAUCUACGGCGAGCGUUUCGAGGAUGAGAACUUCAAGCUGAAGCACUAUGGCGCCGGCUGGUUGAGCAUGGCCAACGCUGGCAAGGACACCAACGGCUCCCAGUUCUUCAUCACCACCAAGCAGACCAGCUGGCUGGACGGACGUCAUGUUGUCUUCGGCAAGAUCCUGUCCGGCAUGAAUGUAGUGCGCAAGAUUGAGAACGGUGCCACCGAUGCCCGCGACCGUCCCGUCAAGGAUGUGGUCAUUGCCAACAGCGGCAGCAUCCCCGUGGCCGAGGCCUUCUCCGUUGCCAAGACUGAUGCCACCGACUAAGAAAUGGCAGAUUUUAAUCAUCCCAUAAUAAAUUUAAUCAACUUGAACUACAUAAGUAAAUAUCAUAACUGUGCAACCAUCGAUUUUUCUCACUCAAACUCUUCAAUGUCCAGGAAGUUGAAGCUGCAUUUACCAUUUACGAGUUUUUUCCAAAAUUGUAGUGUAGUUUUUUCUUGUUCCGUAAGCAAAAACGCUCAACAACUAUUCAACAGCUCUACGUAAAGAAACCGCAUUCAUAUAAUAAAGAACAUUUUUUUGUGAUAAAA
This is a messenger RNA of Drosophila miranda, 922 nucleotides long. Its product is annotated as peptidyl-prolyl cis-trans isomerase 6. Gene Ontology annotation, cellular component: intracellular membrane-bounded organelle. Gene Ontology annotation, biological process: protein folding; protein peptidyl-prolyl isomerization. Gene Ontology annotation, molecular function: peptidyl-prolyl cis-trans isomerase activity. The record is from RefSeq and is a predicted model, not a curated record. Lineage: Eukaryota; Metazoa; Arthropoda; Insecta; Diptera; Drosophilidae. The transcript is spliced from 3 exons. Bases 39 to 656 code for a protein of 205 amino acids.